CUUAAUGAAUAACUUAGGACGAGUAGGAGGCAAAUGCUGCCCCAGCUGUUUCCUGUUGAAAAUGUCUGUGUAAUGUAGAUAAAUGUGAGGGAUUUUCUCUCUAAAUCCGUCUCCUGUUCGCUAAAUCUCACUUCUCCAAAACGAGCCUGCGCAAUGGAACAAAGUCGGAAUAUUGAGAUGUGACAUUGCCCGCAUCUCAUCCUCUUUCUCCCCGUUUUUUAAUGACUUCAAACAAGUUCAUUUUCGCCGGGCUUUGACUUGCCGAGACCCGUGGGGAUGUCUAGCGCUCUCUCCUCUCAGUGGCAUUUAUGUGAUGUCUUCAAGAGUGCGAUGUGCUGUAUCUCCUGUAGCCACACCCUCUCACUACUGCUGUGUGUCCUCACCCUGACUCCGACGGCAACAGGGGCGGGACCAGAGACCCUGUGCGGGGCGGAGCUGGUCGACACGCUGCAGUUUGUGUGUGGAGAGAGAGGCUUUUAUUUCAGUAAACCAGGUUAUGGCCCCAAUGCACAGCGGUCACGCGGCAUCGUGGACGAGUGCUGCUUCCAAAGCUGUGAGCUGCGGCGCCUGGAGAUGUACUGUGCACCUGCCAAGACUAGCAAGGCAGCUCGCUCUGUGCGGGCGCAGCGCCACACAGACCUGCCGAGAGCGCCUAAGGUCAGUACCGCAGGGCACAAGGUGGACAAGGGCACAGAGCGUAGGACGGCACAGCAGCCAGACAAGACAAAAAACAAGAAGAGACCUUCACCGGGACAUAGUCACUCAUCCUUCAAGGAAGUGCAUCAGAAAAACUCAAGUCGAGGGAACACGGGCGGCCGAAAUUACAGAAUGUAGGGCCGGAGCGAAUGGACACAUGCCCAGUGACUUGGGGAGAGAGAAGGGAGUGGCCUUACCCGGUGCCCCUGUGGAAUGGUUCACUGUAAAACAAAACAAAGAGGAUGCUAGCGAUGGUUCGAAAAGCUCUUCACAAUGAUUUAAACCUGAGUGCUGAGGGGUUGUCGAAGGGGUUUGAUGAGGGAUCUUGUGAUUAUUUUAUACACUGCACCAUUCCAUAUCGGGAGGAAUUCUUUGUUAAUGCAAUGUAACAGACUAGUUUAGCUGCUGAGACACGAACAAGAGCUUAUUACACCUCCAUGUGUGAGCUUCGCUGCCCCUGGCUCCAGGAAAGGUCCUGGGCGUUAGGCCGUGUCUGACAAUGAGUGGUCCAUCCUGUCGCUUGAACUCUUUGGAGGUAAAUCCGUUUGCUCUGAGAGGUGAUUCUUUCACUCCUCUGAUGAGGCAGGAUAUUCUAUCACCGGCCAUAUUUAACAGUUGCUACCCCAAAAAUAAUAAAAAAUCUGAUUCUCUUA
This is a messenger RNA of Pleuronectes platessa (European plaice), 1349 nucleotides long. It is a transcript of the gene igf1, whose product is annotated as insulin-like growth factor 1. The record is from RefSeq and is a predicted model, not a curated record. Lineage: Eukaryota; Metazoa; Chordata; Actinopteri; Pleuronectiformes; Pleuronectidae. Gene Ontology annotation, molecular function: growth factor activity; hormone activity. Gene Ontology annotation, cellular component: extracellular region.